This is a messenger RNA of Impatiens glandulifera, 513 nucleotides long. RefSeq names its product protein TAPETUM DETERMINANT 1-like. Bases 1 to 513 code for a protein of 170 amino acids. The transcript has 3 exons. The record is from RefSeq and is a predicted model, not a curated record. Gene Ontology annotation, biological process: cell fate determination. Lineage: Eukaryota; Viridiplantae; Streptophyta; Magnoliopsida; Ericales; Balsaminaceae.
AUGCGAAUGCGGUACUCAUUGUCAUGGCAGCGUAUGCUCUUUACUGCUUCUCUUACUGUUGGAUUCCUCAUCAUUGCACUUCAUUCAGUUCCGCGUAUCGUUCAUCUUCACAAUCACACGAAUGAGAUAAUCAAAUCGGAUCUCGUUUCUCAUCAUCGCAAACUUCUUAGUAAAUCAGGAACAGUGCAACCAAAUCGAAUAUGGGUUGACAAGUGUUCAAAAUCGGAUAUAGUAAUAUCACAGGGUCCUACUCCACCACUACCUAAUGGGAUUCCUACUUACACGGUGGAGAUAAUGAAUGUUUGUGCAACUGGGUGUGACAUUUCUGGCAUACAUUUGAGUUGCAGAUGGUUCAGUUCAGCUAGAUUGAUAAACCCUAGAAUUUUCAAGAGGAUUAGGUAUGAUGAUUGUCUUGUUAAUGAUGGUAAGCCACUUGAAAAUGGUCGUACUAUUUCGUUUCAGUAUGCGAAUACGUUUAGGUAUCCUCUAUCAGUUUCAUCAGUAAAAUGCUGA